Molecule: messenger RNA, 1620 nt
Organism: Rana temporaria (common frog)
Lineage: Eukaryota; Metazoa; Chordata; Amphibia; Anura; Ranidae
Gene: SERPINH1
Product: serpin family H member 1
Exons: 6
Coding region: 173-1480 (435 amino acids)
Biological process (GO): negative regulation of endopeptidase activity; collagen fibril organization
Cellular component (GO): endoplasmic reticulum
Molecular function (GO): collagen binding; serine-type endopeptidase inhibitor activity
Source: RefSeq, a predicted model, not a curated record
AAAGGCUGGGCUGUUAGAUGAGCAGGGCAUAGACACGCAGGCACAGAGAAGGACAGCUCAGGAGAGGCACAGCUCCAUAGCUUCCACUACUGAGAAUGAAAAUUGCAAAAGUUGACCUCACUAAGAAUCUCUAUAAAGAGUUGCAUCACUGCUUCCGACAAUUAAAAGCACCAUGUGGAUGAUCAAAUUCUUGGUUCUUGGCCUCCUGUUCGCUGUGGAUGCAGCAGUAAAUAAGAAAGUGGUGGAAAAAAAAGCAGCCAAAGAGGCUCCUGCAAAAGAGGCUCCUGCAAAAGAGGCUCCUGCAAAAGAGGCUCCUGCGGAGAAGAAGAUCAGUGAACAUGCCAGCACCAUUGCUGACCGAAGUGCUAACCUGGCAUUCAACCUCUAUCAAACCAUGGCCAAGGACAAAAAUGUUGAGAACAUCCUGCUGUCACCAGUUGUGGUGGCUUCUUCUCUUGGUUUGGUGAACCUUGCCGGCAAAGCCAGCACUGCCGCCCAGGCCAAGGCAGUCCUUAGCGUUGACAAGCUGAGUGAUGACCUUGUCCAUGCUGGCCUGGCCGAGCUCCUCAACGAAGUUAGCAAUUCCACUGUCCGUAAUGUCACCUGGAAAAUUGGAAACCGUCUCUACGGCCCCAGCUCCAUCAGCUUCUCUGAUGACUUUGUGAAGAACAGCAAAAAGCACUACAACUACGAGCACUCCAAGAUUAACUUUCGAGACAAGAGAAGCGCCCUUAAGUCCAUCAAUGAGUGGGCCACUCAGACUACCGAUGGCAAGCUCCCUGAGGUGACCAGUGACGUGGAGAAGACUGAUGGAGCCCUGAUUGUCAACGCCAUGUUCUUCAAGCCUCACUGGGAUGAGAAGUUCCACCACAAGAUGGUUGACAACCGUGGCUUCAUGGUGACCCGCUCUUUCACCGUGGCUGUCCCCAUGAUGCACCGCACAGGUCUGUACAAUUACUACGAGGAUGAGACCCACAGCCUUCAAAUCCUGGAGAUGCCCCUGGCCCACAAGUUGUCCAGCAUGAUCUUCAUUAUGCCUUACCAUGUAGAACCCAUGGAGAGAUUGGAGAAACUCCUGACCAGAGAACAGGUUAAAACCUGGCUUGGGAAGAUGCAGAGGAAGGCAGUUGCAGUGUCCCUGCCCAAAGUCAGCCUAGAAGUCAGUCAUGACCUUCAGAAACACCUGGGUGAACUUGGUCUGACCGAAGCCAUUGACAAAACCAAGGCUGACCUUUCCAAAAUCUCUGGCAAGAAGGAUCUCUACUUGGCCAGCCUGUUUCAUGCAACUGCCCUGGAGUGGGACACCGAUGGAAAUCCUUUCGAUACUGACAUCUACACCAGGGAAGAGCUUAAAACACCAAAGCUCUUCUACGCUGACCACCCCUAUGUCUUCCUGGUCAAAGACAACAAGACGGACUCCAUUCUGUUUAUUGGUAGACUAAUCAGGCCAAAAGGUGACAAGAUGCGAGAUGAAUUAUAGUACCAAAAAGCAGUGGGGGGUGGGGUAGUUGGGUUGGGUAGCUAUAAAUCAAUUCUUUUUUUUUUAAUGAAAGGAUGGCACAAAAAAAACAACCAAAAAACUAAAUGUUGGCAUUUGACAUCUUGACCUGUUUACAAAAA